Messenger RNA from Neurospora crassa OR74A, 528 nucleotides. RefSeq lists its product as hypothetical. The transcript has 2 exons. The record is from RefSeq and is a predicted model, not a curated record. Bases 1 to 528 code for a protein of 175 amino acids. Lineage: Eukaryota; Fungi; Ascomycota; Sordariomycetes; Sordariales; Sordariaceae.
AUGAAGUUCUUGACCUUUCUUUUCUUUGCGGACGUUGUCCAAAUCUCCACUUGGGACAAAGCCUUGCAAGCGGUUCUGAGACUCGAUACUCCCCAAACCUUGCGCAUCCGCCGCGACCGCUUCUCAGCAAGCAGAAGACAUCGCAACCUUUGUUUCCGUGGAUUCCUCGCCAGAUACUGGGCGCACUACGUCGUUGACUAUGGAAGAGACGUGCAAGACGAAGGCAGGCUGGCUGAAGCACGAAGCCUUCGUGAUGACAGCAGCAACAAGGGCUUAAGGGAAGAAGAAGCGCUCGACUGUUUGGCAAGACUCAAGGACAUUACACAUGGGAUUAUGGACAUAAGGUCAAUUAGUGGUACAUUGAGGUUUUGUCAAAAGGAACAUCUCGGCACGGUUGACUGGAAGAAUGGCUCUGUUCGAGUCGGUCGGCAAAGGGAGCCCGGUCAAAGGAGAUUUCGGAAAGGGGGCCAACAAAGAAAAGACACAUUUGUAGAAAACGUGAAACUGAGGGAGUUCUUUGCAUCUUGA